This is a messenger RNA of Zonotrichia albicollis (white-throated sparrow), 1753 nucleotides long. RefSeq names its product DNA-binding protein inhibitor ID-3-A. Gene Ontology annotation, molecular function: protein dimerization activity; transcription regulator activity. Gene Ontology annotation, cellular component: cytoplasm; nucleus. Gene Ontology annotation, biological process: negative regulation of transcription by RNA polymerase II; cell differentiation; circadian regulation of gene expression. NCBI's taxonomy places the organism in Eukaryota, Metazoa, Chordata, Aves, Passeriformes, Passerellidae. The record is from RefSeq and is a predicted model, not a curated record.
CUCCCACCUCCAAAAUAAAAAACCUUCCAGGCCUCUCGCAGGCGCUGACCUAAAUCUGGUUUCUCCAUCGUAACCUCAGUUUUACCGCAAUUAAUUUUUUUCUGCUGGUCACAAGAUAAUUCCUGACGCCAGAAAGUCUGGAGGUCAGAUGAGAAGCGGAUUGAGGAAAAAGGCCGACACUAAUUUCCUUAAAACAGGGAGGUUGGGAGGUGGGAAACCCCAUCGUCCUGUCUAAAAAUGGGGGCAAUUCACUGGGAAGGGGAGUAGGACAGUUUCAGGGUGCUAGGGUGUUGAAGGGGUUAGAGGGGGAUAAUCCCCAAGAGGUUUGGCGGGUCUGGCUAUGGGGAGGGGGACCUGCGUGGUCGUGUCAUCCCCCGUCGGGCCACCAAGGGUCAAUCUGGGGGGCUGGGGGGAGACCGGGGGGCUGAGGUGGAGGGGUUAAAGGCUUCAUUUAUGUGUAGGGGUGGAGUUUGAUGCUUCAUUGACCCUCGGAGGCGGGGUUUAGGGCUUCGUUAACAUAAAAGGGAAGAGAUUAAUAGUUAUUUUACAUAAAAGGGGGUUGUGUUGCUCAAAAUUUGCAUGUGGUGGGCGCGGUCAAGCGGCGCUGCUUAUAUAAUGACGGGGCGCGUACGUCCCAUUUUCCUCGAUCCUCUCCGAUCCCCAGCGAAAUACGAAAGUUGGGGGUCCAGGGGGUGAGAGUCAAAGCUCUCAGAGCUCCCCUCUUUGGCGGUCUGGUGCUCGAAGGUCCCAGCAAAACCCCCGCUGCCGCGACAGCCCCUGAGGCUCCUAGGCAUCCUCCCGUCCUGCAUCUCCAGACCUGCUCUGAGCCCACCAUGAAAGCCAUCAGCCCGGUGCGAUCCGUCCGGAGCUGCUACGAGGCUGUUUGCUGCCUCUCGGAGCAGAGUUUAGCCAUCGCCCGGGGCAGCCACAACAAGAGCCCGGCCUUGGAAGAGCCCAUGAACUUGCUCUACGAUAUGAACGACUGCUAUUCCAAAUUGCGGGAGCUGGUGCCGGGCAUCCCUGAAGGCACCAAGGUGAGCCAGGUGGAGAUCCUGCAGCACGUCAUAGACUACAUCUUCGACCUCCAAAUUGUGCUGGAGGAGGGGUCCAAGGGCCGCGACCCCUCUUCCGAGGCCACCCUAUUUUCCCUUAAGGCGGCUGAACUCGCCUCAGAACUCCGCACCAAAGACGAGAGAAGUUUGUGUCACUAACGCCACCUCCACCAGCAAACAGGCAGCGAGUGUCGGUUCCUGGUUCGUUAUCAGCCGGAGGUAAAUAGCAGCUUCCUCCGUGGCGCCGGGCUGUCUGCGACCUACCGGCCCCGGCAUCGCGAGUGGGGAGCGGCUGGUUCCGACCCCCCCAGCCUUCCACCGCCAGCAUCCCACCCACGGAGUUCAGCAUCCCAGUUUGGGACCCGAAUUCGCAUGAGAUAUUUUUAAUGAUGGACUGAUGAUGAAGCGGAGGUUGUCUGUAUAUUUUUGGAUUAUAGCAGCGAGUCCUUUUUUUUAAAGGUGUUUAAUGGGAUGGCGGGGUGGGGAUUAGGGGGCUUUGGGGAGGGGGGAACAAACAUCCUUGAGUAUGAACUAAACUGUCUGGGGCUGUGGCCUCGUGUAUUGUGGAGCUCUAUACUAGAGUAUAACUUUUUGUACCUUUUGUGCAGGAAGGUGAUUUUCUGCGAAUAUGCCUUGUACUUGCUUUAUAAACUUUUUAUAAAAGUUACCAUUUUUGCAUAAUAAAAGCCAGAUAAUUUUGA